Molecule: messenger RNA, 6351 nt
Organism: Centropristis striata (black sea bass)
Lineage: Eukaryota; Metazoa; Chordata; Actinopteri; Perciformes; Serranidae
Product: AN1-type zinc finger protein 3-like
Exons: 6
Coding region: 1411-2022 (203 amino acids)
Molecular function (GO): zinc ion binding; DNA binding
Source: RefSeq, a predicted model, not a curated record
UAUUAUUAUUUAAUAUUUAAUAUUUAAUAUUAUUAUUAUUAUAAAUAUAUUUACUGGUUGGCUCCGUUAAGCUCUGGUACAGUUCUUCUUCCCCGCUCUUAAAACAGUGGCGAUGUGCUGCAACCUGCAGCCUGCAAACACAUGUAUCUUUCAAAAUAAGAGCACAUAGAUGUGUUAGCAGAGUCCACCACAGAAUUUACAAGAAGACUGUCAAAAUAAAAUGCCUUAAAUAAAACCUAGAAGAACCUUUAUUCUCCUUUUACAAUAAUUCUCUAAAAUAUGCAAUGAUUAAGAUGGAAUAGUUCAUUAGAUUGUGUGAGAGGCGCCAAAUUUAGGCUUUUAGGUCAAAACUGUUCCAAGUUGCUGUUGCACUACAAGUUAGUUUAAAAUAAUUGUAAAAAUAAAUGGCUUGAAUCGGCUGUAUUUAUUCAUGUUUUACAAAGGGUUUAACCUGAACCAGGCCUUACCACAAUGAUAAUCAUACCACAGUCAUGCAGUAGUAUGAUAUUUUUUUACUGGUAUCGGAUCGGUACUCGGUAUCGGCCGAUACCCACUGCACAAGUAUCGGGAGGGGAAAAUUGGUAUCGCAACAUCUCUACUUAAAACUGUGCUUGGCGGUGUUGUAGUGGGUUGUUCUAGUGUCUAAUGUAUCUCCAGGAUGAUAAUGACAGAUUGCACCAAAGUCUAAGCAAUUGUUACUUUGCCCAAGGCCUGUCUUUCUACCAAAUUUCAUAGGAAUCCAUUUAGAUAAUGAGAUAUCUUGGUGACGCACAGAUGGCUGCAACAGGUGGGGGAAAAAAACCUCUUACCUCCUUGGUGGAUGUAAAAGAGUCUGUGCAGGCAUUAGUCACACAGCUCCUGUAAAAACAACGAUCCGAACACCCGACAGACUUCCGGUGUCUGUACCAUUGGUAGGGCUCACAGUUGACAGAAAUGGCCGUAUUGUGGUGGUAUGAACAUUAAAGAGAGCUCCAGAAAGUGAGAGGGAGACAUGACAUACCUGUAGGAAAGGUACCGCCAACAACAAAACAAAAAAGAGACAGACAAGUACAUUUACACCACAAACACUCAGUGUUUGAAUAUACUAAUAAAACAGUUAAAAGACUGAAUCCACCUGAGGUUCGCCAGUUUCUAACUGUCCACCUGAUGGUGUCAAAGUGAACUGUUGAACUUAAGGCCACAGGAUGUAUGACAGUAUGUUUAGUCUUUAGAAGUGGCCUAAUAAACCUGUUUUAUGACAAUGCUUUCCCUGUGAUGUGGUUCUCUGCCACAGUAAACUCAUGGCAAAAAAGUUUUAAAAAAAUACUCUGUUUUGAAAAUUCUCUAAGUAGGCUGGCUUACUGUGCAGCCAUGACUGAAACAGGUGACUGACGGAGGCUUUUGCAGGACCUAACUCUGUCCAGUGAAACCAUGAACCUCUGCUCCAAAUGUUUUGCUGACAUCCAGAAGAAGCAGCCAGGGGAGGACUGCACCUCCAAGCCCAUCCAAAGCACUGGGAGUAGCCAAUCGCCAGUCUUCAGUAGCGAGACGAGCAGUAGCAGUAGCCAAUCCCUCUUGUCGUCGCCGCCCUCCAGCUCCGAGCCGCCGUCAGCCGAAGAGCCCUCGCCCACGUUCCCCAGCACGAGGGAAGGCAUGUCGUCCACAGAAACAGCCCAAGGCACACUCUGCACACCCACAAAACGUCCACGAGAAUCAGCGUCGGGCUCGGAGAGCGAGGCGACGCCGGAGAAGCGGCCACGGACAGAUGAGAAGGAGGGGAGCAGCGAGGAGGCCCGCGGGACGCCCAAGCAGAAGAACCGCCGGCGCUGCUACCGCUGCCAAACCAAGCUAGAGCUGGUGCAGCAGGAACUGGGCUCCUGUCGCUGUGGCUAUGUGUUCUGCAUGCUCCACCGUCUCCCCGAGCAGCACGACUGUCUGUUCGACCAUCUGGGCCGCGGGCGCGAGGAGGCCGUCCUCAAGAUGGUGAAGCUGGACCGCAAGGUGGGCCGCUCGUGCCAACGCAUCGGGGAGGAGUGCUCCUGAUCGGCCACGCCGCCACGCCGUGACCAGCCAUCCAGUUAGAGAAGAGGCGCUUAUAAAGAGGAGGAGGGAGGAAGAGGAGGAGAGCUGGGAGGAAUGACAAAUGGGGUGACGGGUGGGAGGGGGGGAAGGGAGGGAUCGGGGGGGGGGAAGAAGAGGAAGAAGGGGAGGAGUAACAUCCUGCAUCCGACCCGACAAUUCUGGAUCUGAGCUUUGACGCCCUGUCGACGUCCUGAUUUCCCGCGUGGAGCGUCUGUUCGGACGAGGCUCUGGACGGGGCCGACGAGGAGGGGGAGGGGCCUCCUGUUCUGCGGAGCCACGUUCAGUAUCGCAUGUUCACACACACAGCCUUAACCCCGCCCCCCCCCGGUCUCCAGAGGGAGGAACGCCGCUGAGACGGAUCCAGUUCAUUACGCACACGUUUCUUGCCACGUCUCCUCCUCUUUUUUUUUUUUUUUUCCACUACGGGAAGUUAUGGAACUGUCGUAGCGUUGGGCUGAACUUUGGAUUUGCAAUUUUUUUUCCCAUUUCUCGGUCGCGGGUGAGGGGUCCACCAGCUCCGACCCACGGCCACUCCUCAGGUCGUCAUAAAGGGGGUUGGAGUAUCAAACCUUGUAACCCCACCUUCCUCUUCUUCUUCUUCUUCUUCUCCUUUUUUGUUUUCUUCCACCAUCAGUGAGGUCCAUGUGCAGCAUCACUAACCGUGUGUGGUUGUGCAUGGUGCCAACAGUGUAUUUGUGCAGGUUUGAGUGUGGUAACGUGAGGCAGUCUAAGGAUUCUGUCCCGGUUUGAUUUUUAUUUUUUUUUCUCUCGUGUGGCCGUCAUGGUGAUUCGCUCCGUUUUUACUGCUUGACCACGGCGUCGUGGAGGACAAUACAGCCAAUCCCUGCCUCUGCUCACACCGACUGUUGACAUAUAAAUACAAAAAAAUGAAAAAAAACCACACUAAUGGACAAGAAUCACUCGGUAAAUCCUCUGUGUAGCAGAUCCUCUUCUCCCUCUUUUACCUCCCUUUUUUUCUCCCUAAUUCACUGAGUAGUCCUGUUGUUUUACAUUAAGGGGAACACGACUGAAUUUUUGUAUUCAAACGAAGACUUCCUCGCCGAAACGCCAUGUGUUCAUUUAGAAAAGGUUAUCGCCGAGGGUCUCUGAGGUAGAGGGCUAAAUUGAAUGCAUAAAUUACGUACUACCCCUUUAAAUUGUUCCAUAAUUUAUUUCUUAUUUUAAUUUCUUUUGUGGGUAGAAUUAGGUGUCAUUUGAUUUUCAGAUCGAGGGGAAAUAAUUCUUAAAAUUUCCUUUUUUUUUCUGCAUUGAUUGCUGCCCGUGGGGCGUUUUUACUUAAUCAAUAAUAGAUUUGUCCCACAGUUUGAAUCAGUGAUGUCAUAUUGAUACAAAAAUGAACCAAAAGCUGGUUUAUUUAAAAGCAGAAAUACCUGGACACUUCAGUUUAGAUAAAAAAUAAACUUUAUCCAGCUGUUUUUUUCUUGUUUCUUUUGACAUCACAGAUUCAAGCUGCUUCCAGUUAACCUCGGCUGCUUUUGGCUGCAGAAAUAAUCCUUAUAAUAACCUUUUUGAUGCACAACAUGGGUCUAAAGUGACCCGUCUGAGUUUUAAAGAUCUAUAUCUUUGCAAUAAAUGAAUUUAAUCAUUGAGUAUUCCAGGUUUUCCUCAAUUAACUUGAGAAAAAAAACAUUUUUCUUCAUAAAAUGUGAAGGGAAAAAUGGAUGGAAAUAAUGGUCUGUUGUAAUAAAAAAAACAGUAUAUUCAAAGGAUACAAAGCUGCAACACUUAUUCAAUUAAUCAAACAAUAAUCGAUUAUUAAAUUAAUCGUCAACUAUUUUGAUAAUCGAAUAAUUGUUUGAGUUUAAAGACAAUAAGUCCAAAUUCUCUGAUUUCAGCUUCUUCAGUGUGAAUAUUUAUGGUUUCUUUGUUCCUUUAUGACAAUAAACUGAAUAUAUCUUUGGUUUGUGGACAAAACAAGAGAUUUGGGAAACACUGUGUGAUAUUUUUCAACAUUUUAUUGACCAAACAACUAAUCGAUUAAUCGUUCGAAUAGUCGAUAAUGAGAAUAAUCGUUACUUGCAGCCCUAAAAGAUUACUUUGAAUAUUCAAUCAUGAAAUAAAUUGAUUUCAAAAGAUAGAGCAAAGAAACACACAGCAGAUUGAAAUAACAUGGGGAAUAAAUGCGGGUCAUUUUUUGACUCGGGUUGUGCAUCAAAGUGUUAAAUUGAGUGGUUUUCCCUUUUUUUCCCCUCAUUAUUUCCUUCCUUAUUGUUUCAAUUAGCCUCCACAGUCUGACUGCUUGGACUUUGUGCUGUGCAUAUUGUUCAGUUUCACACCUCUCUUCCUUUUUUAUCUCCCCCUCUCCUUUUAAAGGUGAAUUUUACCAAAAUCAACUUUGUUUUGUUUGCAGAAACUUCCUUUUUAAAUUAAUUUUUGUUGUUGUUUGUUUUGGCAUUUAGCACUCACUGUAGGUGCAUUAAAAGUUUGGGUAACACUUUAUAUUAAGGAACACGUAUUCAACAUGAAUUAGUUGCUUAUUAGCAUGUAAAUAAGUAACGGCUCUUAAUUAGUCAUUAUUAAGUAGUUAUUAAUGCCUUAUUCUGCAUGGCCUUAUUAUACAACCAGUAAGCCAUUAACUAAGAGUUUUCCCUCAAUAACCUCAGAAUUAUUGCUAAUUAGUAGUAAGUAAGGAAGUUGUUGUAUAUGAGUUAUGAUCUUAAUAUGCUUUACUUUGUAUGGACUUUAUAAGUCUCUACAUAGCGUUGAACGAAACCAUGGAAACGGCAAUUUUAGGUGAUUGUGGGUUAUUGACAUUACAAUCUACCAUGCUGGUUGUAUUAUAAGGCCAUGCAGUAUAAGGCACGGUACUUUAAUAAUGACUAAUUAACCCAUUUAGGCCUAAAUCUCUGGGCGAUUUAAAAAAAUAUAUACAUAUAUUUUGAGAAUAAAGUUUACGAGAUUAAAGUGGCAAAUCUACGACAAAAAAAAGUGCAGAUUUACGAGAUUUAAAGUGGUGAAUCUGCGAGAAAAAAAGCUGCUUUUUUCCCCACUUUUUUUUGUAAAUCUGCGACUUUUUUCGCACAGAUUUGCCACUUAAAAAGUCGCAGAUUUGGGAGAUUUAUUCUUGUAGAUUUGCCACUUUAAUCUCGUAAAUUUGCAACUUUUUUCUCGAAAUAUUUCCCGGGUUUGUAUUUUUAUUCAUACUUGCCCUAAUAUGCCGUCAUAGUCAAGUUCUCCUCCUACAAGUCACUGAAGAAUAACCCUGUUUGUACGACAACUAAAUUUACGUGUGCUUCUCAUAUAUAAGGUGCUUUAAAAAAAGACAUUCAGACAUUACGCAUAUGUAAUAAGUAGUCUAAAAAGAUAAUAAAUAGUUUAAAGGUAAAGGAUAAAGUGAUGAUGUAUGCAGAUGAUGUGGUGUUGUCUAUUUAGGGUUGCUGUGGGAAAGAGACUAUAAUAAAUAUAAUAAUAAUAAUAAUAAUGACUCAAUUGACCUCGAUUUGCAAUAUAAAAAUGAAACAUUUUGCAAAAAGUCUUGUAAUAUCCUCUGUUAACACUUCCAGGAGUGCCCUAUAAAGGGUUAAGAGCCAAUAUGUUACUUAUUUGCAUGUUAAUAAGCAACUAAUUAAUGUUGAAUAUGUGUUCCCCUAAUAUAAAGUGUUACCAAAGUGUGUUUAAUCCAGGUACGGACUCUCUUUAUGAAAUGUGCUCUGCAGCAUCACGUGAAAUGCAACUUAAUGAUGUUGAAUUGUAUAUUUUGGAGAAACACGAAGCAGUUGUUUUUUGUUUUUUUGCAAAUGAACUUUGGGAAAAGUUGAUUCAGGUGGAGAGCUUCUAACCAGACACCACUUAACUAUGCUAACCCUCAUGCACAAGUUAUCGUUUCUCCUCCUCACCUCUCCACAACCCGGCUCGUCUUUUCCAACGAGAACUCAGCGAGGGAUAAAAGGGAGCUCGGGCUGGUUCUUAUUUCGAUAUUUUGGAAAAAAAACGUGUUCCUUUUUUUUUUUUUUUUUGAGUGCUAAUGAGAAAUGGAAGAAAUGGAAUAUCUUUCUGUACCUUUUUAGAGAAAAAAAUUAUUUAACCUUAUAUCAGUUUGAGUUACUUACACCCUAGCAUAGAGUGGCAUAUUUAGUUAAAUGUAUAAAAAAAAAAGCAAGAACAUAAUUCUGUCCUAUUUUCUCCUUUUAAUUUUAUCGUGUUCCAUUUUCUGCUAAGGAAAAUAAACUGGAUUAGAGGAUGUGUUGUGUGUGUGUGUGUUAAUCUGUUUCUUUUGCUCAUAUUAAUAUUUGUUUGACACUGAAAAUAAAUCAACAGAAUAAAUCAAAA